CCCCUCCCACACCUCCUGCGCGGAUGGAUACAGCCCCUGGGUGUGCAGCUCAAGGACAGCCAGCGAUGCUGAAGUUUUCAAAAAGUUUCUGAAGUUUGGAGACGCUGUUUCGGGGUGGGGGGGAUUGAACCGAGGAUUGCGCCGUGAUUUCGCCACCCCAUCCCCCAAACCAGGCGUAUUCUGUUCUUUUAUUUUAUUCCCCCUCCCUCCUGAUCUUUCCUAUGAUAAUUCGGACUUUCUGGGCUGCACGUUUGAAUGGAUGUAUAAGUUAAUCGAGGGGAGCUCCGAACUUUGAAACGGCGAGUAAUGGGGGAUUUAAAACUCUGGAAUUUACUCUGGGGGCUCUGGCUCGCGGCUGAAUGUGGAGCUCUGCAGUGUCGGGAUAACCACCGUCCUUGUGUGAAUAAUGGACGCUGCAUCAAGAGCCCGCAUGGAGAUGCAUCUUGCCUAUGUCGGCCUGGUUACCUUGGGGACUUGUGCCAGUUUCCUGACCCAUGCCAAAGGACACCAUGUUUAAACGGAGGAAUAUGUUCCAGUUCCGUAGUUGGUGGCACCACACAGUAUACAUGCAGCUGUACACGUGGGUUCCGAGGUGCUAACUGCUCACAGAUAGAUGCCUGUGCUACCAGCCCAUGUGCAAACGGAGCUCGCUGUACAAACUGGAACAACCGCUACAACUGUACAUGCCCACCAGGAUUCAGUGGGAAGCACUGCCGCACAGACAUUGAUGAAUGCAAAGUGCCCAACCUCUGCAAGCAGGGAGGCCUGUGUGUGAACACCCCUGGCUCGUUCCAUUGCCAGUGCCCAGCUGGCUUCACAGGGCGCCAGUGUGAGAGUAUCUACGUCCCCUGUGCCCCCUCACAAUGCCAGAAUGGAGGGACCUGCCGGCAAACCGGGGACCUGACCUACGAAUGUGCCUGUUUACCAGGUUUUAAGGGACAGAACUGUGAAAUUAACAUAGAUGACUGCCCUGAUCACAAGUGCAUGAAUGGAGGAACCUGCGUUGAUGGUGUAAACACCUACAACUGCCAGUGUACGCCAGAAUGGACAGGUCAGUUUUGCACAGAGGAUGUAGAUGAGUGCCACCUGCAACCCAAUGCUUGUCAUAAUGGAGGAACCUGCUCCAACAUACCUGGCGGCCACACCUGUGUAUGUGUCAAUGGCUGGACGGGAGAUGACUGCAGCGAGAACAUCGAUGACUGUGCCACUGCAGUGUGCUUCAACGGAGCCACAUGCCAUGAUCGGGUGGCAUCCUUCUUCUGUGAAUGCCGCAUUGGAAAGACAGGCUUGCUAUGUCACCUCGAUGAUGCCUGUGUCAGCAACCCAUGUCAUGAGGGGGCUAUCUGUGAUACCAACCCAGUGACUGGCCAAGCCAUCUGCACAUGUCCCUCAGGAUUCACAGGACCAGCCUGUAAUCAGGAUGUUGAUGAGUGCUCAAUAGGUGCCAAUCCUUGUGAGCACUUUGGAAAAUGUGUGAAUACUGAGGGCUCAUUUCAGUGCCAGUGUGGAAAUGGAUACACAGGCCCCCGCUGUGAGACUGACAUCAAUGAGUGCUUGUCCAUGCCCUGUCAGAAUGACGCUACCUGCCUGGACCGAAUUGGAGAGUUCACGUGCAUCUGUAUGCCUGGAUUCAAAGGGAUUUACUGUGAGACUGAUAUUAAUGAGUGUGAAAGUAAUCCCUGUGUGAACAAUGGUAAAUGCAUGGAUAACGUGAAUGGCUUUGCCUGCAAGUGCCCCUCAGGCUUUACCGGAUUGAUGUGUCAGAUUGACAUUGAUGAGUGCGCGAGCACUCCCUGCCAGAAUGGAGCCAAGUGUGUUGACAGGCCCAACGGGUAUGACUGCAAAUGUGCAGAAGGCUUUGAGGGGAAGUUGUGCGAGAGGAAUAUUGAUGACUGCAACCCUGACCCCUGCCAUCACGGAACCUGUACCGAUGGCAUUGCCAGCUUCACAUGCCAGUGUGAGCUGGGCUACACCGGUUACCGCUGUGAGAAUCAGAUCAAUGAAUGUCAUAGCAACCCGUGCCAGAACUCUGGCAAAUGCAUUGAUCUGGUGAACAAAUACCUUUGUCAUUGCCAAGAGGGAACUUCAGGUGUCAACUGUGAGAUAAACCAUGAUGACUGUGCCAGCCAACCCUGUGAUUAUGGGAUCUGCCAGGACGGUAUUAACCGCUAUGACUGUAUCUGCAAACCAGGCUUCACAGGCCCGCAGUGCAACCUGGAGAUAAAUGAGUGUGCGUCGAACCCUUGUCAGAAUGGCGGCACCUGCAUCGACGGUGAGGAUGGAUUCUCUUGCCUCUGUCCAGAUGGUUACCACGACCCUCUGUGUUACUCUGAAGUGGACGAAUGCAGCAGCAGUCCCUGCAUUCAUGGGACUUGUCACGAUGACGUCAAUGGGUACAAGUGCGACUGUGAGGCAGGGUGGACAGGAAUGAAUUGUGAUAUCGACAAGGUUGAAUGUGAUUCCAACCCCUGCCAGAAUGGAGGCAGCUGCUCUGAUCUGGUGAAUGGCUACAUUUGUAAAUGCAAAGAGGGCUUUCGAGGCCAGCACUGCCAAGUCAACAUUAACGACUGUGCGUCAAACCCUUGCUUAAACAAAGCAAUCUGUGUAGAUGGGAUUGCUCGUUACACUUGCCAGUGCGAGCUGCCCUAUACAGGACCUAACUGUGAGAAUGUGCUGGUUCCAUGUUCGCCCAACCCCUGUGAGAACGGUGGAGUUUGUGACCACACUCCUGACUAUGAGGAUUUUGUGUGUACCUGUACGGAGGGAUGGCAGGGACGGAUCUGUCAAGUAGAUGUUGAUGAAUGUGCAACCAACCCCUGCAAGAACCGAGGCUCUUGCACCAACACACUAGGAAGCUACAUCUGUGCCUGUCGACCAGGCUUUGCAGGACACAACUGUGAAACGGACAUCAAUGACUGUACUCCCAAUCCCUGUCUGAAUGGUGGUGCCUGCCUGGAUCAAAUUAACUCCUUUAUCUGUAACUGCCUGCCUGGCUUUGCAGGCACCCGGUGUGCCGAUGAGAUCGAUGAGUGCCGGAGCAGUCCGUGCCACAAUGGGGGCACUUGCACCGAUUAUGUCAACAGUUACACCUGUACCUGUAAACCUGGAUUUAAUGGCUUGCACUGCGAGAACAAUAUUCCUGACUGCACUGAGAGCUCCUGUUUCAAUGGAGGGACCUGUACAGAUGGCAUUAAUGAGUAUAGUUGUCAUUGCCGUUCUGGUUUCACUGGUUCCAAUUGCCAGUAUGACAUUGAUGAGUGUAACUCACAGCCGUGCCUGAAUGGUGGCGUGUGUGUCGAUGGGUUAGAGUCCUACAGGUGUACUUGCCCUCAUGGGUACACAGGUGACCGGUGUCAGAUCAGCAUAGACUGGUGCAGCAAGUCACCGUGUAAGAAUGGCGGGCGGUGUCACCCAAAAAGAACAUCCUUUACCUGUGAGUGUGCGAGCGGUUGGGCAGGACGUUACUGUGACAUUCCCAAUGUGUCGUGUGAAGUGGCUGCCAUACAGAGAGGAGUGGCUAUAACUCAGCUUUGCCAUCACGGAGGCUCAUGUUUCAGUGUUGGAAAUGCACAUCAUUGCAUCUGCCCCAAGAGUUACACAGGCAGUUACUGUGAGAACGAGGUUGACCACUGUGCCUCCAACCCGUGUCACAGUAGCGCCACCUGCAGGAGCUUCAUUGGAGACUAUGUGUGUGAGUGCAUGCCAGGCUACAAGGGGAAAACCUGCAAGCUGGAGGUGAAUGAAUGUGAGUCAAACCCGUGCCAGAAUGGAGGGACAUGCCUUGACCUGAUUGGCCGCUACAUCUGCUCCUGUCCACCAGGAACCCUGGGUGUACUUUGUGAAAUCAAUGAAGAUGACUGUGGCCCAUCUCCUGGUACAAACAUGCCCAAGUGUAUGAAUAAUGGGACAUGUGUGGAUAGAAUUGGAGGCUACACAUGUAACUGCCCUCCAGGGUUCACUGGUGAUCGGUGUGAGGGCGACAUUAACGAGUGCCUGUCAAACCCUUGUAAUCCACAGACAACCAUCGACUGUGUCCAGCUACCUAAUGAUUACCAGUGCAUGUGCAAGCCUGGCUUCACAGGCCACCAGUGCCAAAGUGUCAUCAACAUGUGCGAAUCUCAACCCUGUGAGAAUGGGGGCCACUGUAAAAUUGCAGUCAAUACACCACUUGGUUAUACCUGCAAGUGUCAACCGAGCUACACUGGGCCAAAUUGUGAGCGUAGCAUUCUGACCUGUCGAGAGCUGACCUGCCAGAACGGUGAGCUGUGCACUGAUUCUCCGCUGGGAGCCCGUUGUACCUGCCCACCAGGGAUUGCUGGCCUGGCCUGUCAACUUCCCACCUCCAACCACAGCUGCAGUAGUCGGCCUUGCCGCAAUGGUGGCAUCUGCCAGGCCACCCGGCAGCCUCCCUUCUACCAAUGUCUGUGCCUGAAGGAGUUUGGCGGGAAACAUUGUGAGGUGUUGAGGAGGUACCCCUCUCCUGCCAAGGAGACGGCCUGCUCCAUCCGGGAGUGCCAUAGCAGGGCGGGCGAUGGCUACUGUGACCGGGACUGCAACACGCCCGCCUGCCAGUGGGAUGGUGGCGACUGCUCGCUGUCCGUUGACGACCCCUGGAGGGAGUGCAGCGUUCAGGAGUGCUGGCGCUACUUCAACAACAAUAUCUGUGACGAGUUCUGCAACAGCCGUGAGUGUCUGUACGACAAUUUUGACUGCCAAAGCCAAGAGAAGACCUGCAAUCCGCUAUAUGAGAAGUACUGUGCUGAUCACUAUGCCGACAAACUCUGCGACCAGGGCUGCAACAACGAGGAAUGUGCCUGGGAUGGUCUGGACUGUGCCCCCGAUGUGCCUGAGCACUUGGCUGAAGGGACCCUGAUUGUCAUUGUGCUGCUGCCACCUGAUGAGUUGUUGAAAAGCAGCACCAACUUCCUGCAGAAACUGGGCUCGAUCCUGCAUGCCACACUGCGCUUCAAACUUGACAGCAAUGGGCAGGUCAUGAUCUACCCAUAUUACGGUAGCAGCUCCCAACUCAAGAAGCGGUCAGCACCACUGGGCAGGGUGACCCGGGAACUGGAACAGGAAAUCAUUGGAUCAAAGGUGAACCUGGAGAUCGAUAAUCGCCUGUGUGUCCAAGGAGCAGGUGAAUGUUUCCCAACAGCAGAGAGUGCGGCUGCUUACAUUGGAGCUUUGUCUGCAGUGGGCAACCUGCACUUCCCCUAUCCCAUCAAAGAUGUCGAUAGUGAGCGCCUGUCACCGCCACCACCCCCAAUGAACCUGCUGCCAUUAAUGAUUGUCGCUGCAGUCAUUCUCACCGUCAUCCUGAUCCUCGGCGUGCUGGUGGCAAGACGCAAGAGGGAGCAGAGCUUGCUGUGGUUCCCAGAGGGCUUCACCCUUAAGAAAGACAGCAGCAACAAGAACAGGCGUGAGCCUGUGGGGCAGGAUGCACUGGGGAUGAAGCACAUCUCCAAAUCCAUGGUGGAGGAGGGUCUGAUCAGUGAAAGAGACCUCCAGACUGAACAAUGGCUGGAUACAGAGUGCCCCGAGGCAAAACGACUUAAGGUGGAGGAGCCAACCUUACUGUCAGACAAUGAAGAUGCUGUUGAUUGUCGGCAAUGGACACAGCACCACCUAGCAGCAGCAGACAUCCGAAUGCCACCUUCCAUGGCCCUAACCCCGCCUCAGGGCGAGUUUGAUACUGAUUGCAUGGAUGUGAAUGUGCGCGGCCCAGAUGGUUUCACCCCGCUGAUGCUGGCCUCUUACUGUGGGGGAGGACUGGACACAGGCCUGACUGAGGACGAGGAGCAGGAGGACUCAUCUGCCAACAUCAUCUCGGACCUGAUAUACCAGGGGGCUAACCUCUGCGCACAGACAGACCGAACCGGAGAGACUGCCCUUCACCUGGCUGCCCGUUAUGCAAGGGCAGAUGCCGCCAAGCGACUCCUCGAUGCUGGUGCCGAUGCCAAUGCUCAGGACAACACAGGGCGCACACCUCUCCAUGCUGCAGUCGCUGCUGAUGCUCAAGGAGUCUUCCAGAUACUGAUAAGAAAUAGAGCCACAGACCUGGAUGCGCGAAUGGCUGAUGGUUCCACUGCUCUUAUUCUUGCUGCCCGUCUUGCAGUGGAAGGAAUGGUCGAGGAACUAAUAGCGUGUCAUGCUGAUGUCAAUGCUGUCGAUGAGAUUGGUAAAUCAGCCUUGCAUUGGGCUGCAGCAGUGAACAAUGUUGAUGCUACUGUGGUCUUGCUGAAGAAUGGCGCCAACAAAGAUAUGCAGGACAGCAAGGAGGAGACGCCACUCUUUCUAGCUGCCCGGGAGGGAAGCUUUGAAGCUGCCAAGAUGUUGUUGGAUCACUUUGCCAACCGGGACAUUACAGACCACAUGGACCGCUUGCCACGGGACAUUGCACAGGAGCGGAUGCAUCAUGACAUUGUGCAGCUGCUGGAUGAGUACAACGCUGUACGGAGCCCUCAAGGGCAAGGUGGGCACAUGGGCAGCCAUUCAAUGUCUCCCCUCAUGUGCCCACCAAACAGUUACAUGACUAACUUAAAGCAAACUCCCCAGGGAAAGAAAACAAGGAGGCCCAGCUCCAAGAAUUCAGGCUCUGGGAAUAAUAGCAACUUGACCAAGGACUCAAAGGAACCGAAAACAAGGAACAAAAAAUUGAGUCUGGAUUGCCAAGCGUCCCUCAUGGAAAGCUCGGUGACAUUGUCUCCAGUAGACUCAUUGGAUUCGCCGCGUGCCUACAUAACCAACCCUACGUCUCCAGUCAUGACGUCCUCUGGGAUCCUGCAUCCUGCGGGAUCCUUAUCUGUGCUCUCCAACCCCCCAGUGAAUGGUAUUCUGGAAGGUCCCUUCACUGUCUCCUUGGCCAGACUUGGUGAUCUUGGAGAUGCUGCUCAGAACACUGCCAUUUUAUCCAGGAACCACAUGCAGCCUCGUCUCUCAAUGUCACAAGUCACUGGCCAGCCUAACUGCCUCCUUAAUGCCAAUGGCCUUGGUGUUAAUGUUGGCAUGGUGAGCCCCAUCACCACUGUACCCUUUGAAUGGCAAACGAGGAUUCCCAGCUCACAGUGCAACUCAGUAAUCAGUGUUGUUCAGCAGACCGCUGGGUCACAUGCCAACUUACACCAGCCGAGUCAAGUCCUACAGCAUGGCUUGGUGCUACAGAGCCACAUGUCCAUGGGGAACGGACCUCAAAUGAUCAAUCAGCAGAGUCCAGUCAAGCUCCAAAACACAGUUGAGCAGCAGGCAAUCUCUCAAGCCCCACAAGCACAGCAGAGGUGUAUCCCUUCCACCACCAGCCACUCCAUUCAGCAGAGCUUGCUGAGGAGCGAGAUGGCGCGAUUAACAGACCACUGCAACCAGUCGAUUUCUCCUCAGGAAGCCCAGCCUCCGCAAGCCAAUGUACCGCCAUUUUACAAGCAGCACAGCAACGCUGCCACCGAGGACUACCUGACUCCCUCCUCCAAACACAGCUACACAUCAGGCCACGACAACACGCCCAAGCAUUACCUCCACCUGAAGAAUGAGCACCCUUACCUGACACCAUCCCCAGAGUCACCCGAACAGUGGUCCAGCCCAUCUCCACAUUCCAUGUCUGAUUGGUCAGACUCUACCCCCAGCCCGGCCAUAAUUGGACAUCAAGCUCAAAUGCAGCACAUGACUGAACAAGCGACCAAAAUGCAAGUUUUUGCAUAAAGUACAUCAUUCGUUCUUUUUAAAAAAACAAGAGAUGUCUCUAUAGGAUAUUAGGACCUGGGCUAUUAUUAUCUUUGUUACUGUUCCUCCUUUCAUCAUCUUAAAGUAACAGUCAUGAAGGAGCCAGCUCUGUUGUCAUCUUAGCUGGAUCUGCAAUGGAGGCCACCCCUUGGUUUCAAAUUUCAAAGGAAAGAUUUUGUUUUUUCUUUUUUCAGAAAGAACGGUGAGAAGGAAGGUGUUCAAUUUGUUCCUGUCUCAUGAUGGUCACUGCCUUUACCAUGUGUUGUGAAUCAGCAGGGGCUGGUUGGUAAACUGUGGAGCCUGUUACAUUUUAUAUGUUUCAGCCCUCUUCAGAUAUAUGUGUCACUGAGCAUUAAAAGCCUUCUCUUCCUCCCCUCCGAAGUACUGGACUUCACCUGCCUCUUACUGGUUUGACCAAUUCUGGGGAUUCUGGGUGAACCGUUGUACCUUCAGUUUCGCCAGAUUUUUGGCUGCGAGUGCCGCCACCGGCCAAUGAGGAUCCUGGGAAAUUACCUCAGCAGAAUUUGGACAGGAGGACACAGAUGCUGCCUUUACUGAGUACGGUGUACUCCACACUACAUUAACUUAGGCUGUUACAGUAAGUUCCAUCUCUCUGGGACGCCAACAUGGCCUGAAGGCUUUCAUCUGCAAUCGGUAACCAUUCCAGAAUAACUGGCACUAAUUACACCUUCCCCCCACCACUGCUCCCUCCAGCCCAAGGAGAUUGUGUCUCAAGCAACACAAAAGUUAUAAAAGACUUGUCCAAACCAUUGAAGCCUCAAGUGUAGGGACAUUCUAUCAUUUCAUUAUAUAUAAAGUGAUUAAUAUGGGAUUUUUAAAUACAAUUUCUUUCUCUCAUGCUGUUUGUUUUAAUCCUGAAUAAGCUUUUCUAAAACUUACUGCCACUGGAAAUUGUGAUGCUGCCAAGAAUAUCAUUAUAUGUUAUUUAACUGUUUCCAGGUUCAAAGGAACACUGUUGUUUGUUUUUGUAAUCGAGUUCUUCCGCUACAGGAUGGAAGCCUGAGAGACGCUUCCGAGAAUUCUUCACAUGUCGUAGACAUGGCAGAGUGCAUGUCAAGGCUCUACUUCAAAACCUAACCCAAUCUAAGCAGAGAGUAGCAGAACAAAGCUCACUCGAGCAGCCGGUUUAAAAUUGUCUAGGCUGACAUCUAGACAGCUCCCUGAUUACUUCACUUACUGCCCAUGCUUCAAAAUGUCAACCGGUUUACAGGUUCAUGCAUGCCUUAAUGCAGAGCUCCUGCAUCAUGUUACUCUUAAUUUAUAUUGUAAUUUUUUGUUUCUUUUUUCUAAAGAAAAUGAGGAAUGUCAAAAUGUCUAUACUUUUUAAUUGGAUAUAAUUUGUUGAAAGGUCAUGUUGAUAAUUGCUCUAUAAGAGAAAUUGACUGAUUAGUACCAAUUAGUAAUUAUGAAGCCUGUUUAAAAAUUAGCUCAAUAACUAGACAUUAAGCAGAUAUUCGGUGAAUCAAUUGUGUCUUUGAAGAUUUAAGAUUUGGCUGAAGUUUACCAAUCAGAGAAAAUUGUUCUGGGCGCUUGUUCAUUCAGGACCAGAGCCCUAUAGUCGCAGGUAGAGCCUUGGAAAUGGGCUAUGCUGAACUUUUCUCGGGCAGGAACUUGAGUUCCAACUACAGCCAAUUCAGUUUAGAUUUCUGAAGCCUUUGUAAGUCAGUCUACUUGAGCCCAGUGGCUGAUAUUACGACAGCUAACACCUAAAUCUAAAAAGUGCAGGCGUAAUUCAGCUAGUCUGGAAGCAUCAGUGGAGAGAAAAACGAAGUUAGUAUUUCCAGUCUGGUAAUCUGCCUGUAUUGUUUUAAAGUCCUAUUUUAAUAACUUGCUAUAGUUAGCAACAGGAUUACAGACACCUCUUCUUUUUUGAAGUGGAGGAUCACUCCUGGACCUAAUGAUGCCCAGCAUUGAAAACCAAUGUUCAGUUUCACUGCCAGUUCUGUAGUCCUUCCCUCACGCCAAUCACAUUGGGGGCCGUUUUCACCAAGAGACAACAUGGUGCCAAUGAUGUUGUGUGCCACAGAGGUCUCAGAAGUGACCUUAGGUAAAGAGAAGUGGCUACAAUUGUUCAAGACAAUAGACGUUGCAGUUUACCUAUUUCCAUGUACAAGUGCCCUUCAGAUAGCAAUUGUCAAUGGAGUAUGGGUCAAAAGAGAUUGCAAAGCUUCUGACUGAGAAGAGUAUUAUAGGACCAGCCAUUUCAAGAUGUUAACAGAAUGUGGACAUCAUUACUGAAGAGGUUUUAAUUUUUGAGUAUUUUUAUUUUCUCUUCAUCUUCCCCCACCCCAUGCUAUCUCUGCACUAUGUACAAUGACCUAAAGGAAUAACACCUCAGAUAUUGGUCAGAUGAGAUACGUUUCACAGCAAAUUCAAAGGUUCCCAAUUCUGCUUGGAGGUAUUCCAGGAGGUGCCACCUCAUGUGACCUCCCAAACCUCUCUCCACCCUCCCCCCCCACCCACGCUCCUGCCAUUGAUCGCAGCACAUUCCUACUCUCAGGCUGCACUGCUUUUGACACACAUUGGGAAACUCUUUCUACUCACUGAUUAUUUAACUGUUUGUCAGCCAGUCCCUUGCUUAUUUCUUGAAACAUUUACCGGUAAAAACAAAGUUGAAAAUAUGAGAGAAAAAUGCCUUUUGUUUUCUUUUUCAUAAUGCUCAUUGGGAUUUUCUCUGCUUCGCUCACCAAGUAUCCUGGAGUUAGCCUUUAAUAUUUGGCUAUUCCAGGAUGGUCCUCAAUAGCUGACAAAUCUAAGUUUGCUCUGCUCACUAGCCUUGUAUUUACAGCAAGAAGACGUUGGGAAAAAACCUCACAAACUGCAACAAAGCAGCAUCAAACCCUGAGAUUAAAUGAUCCUAAGUUCCUGGGACCAGCAAAGACUCAAGAGGACCCUUAGCAACUGAAGAGGAUUUGUUUCUCUGUGUUGCUCACCUUCCCCUCCAGGUGUGCAGCUAUGUUUGGUUUUUCUAGCGCUGAUUUAGUUAGAAAAGGGAAACUUGAAGAAGACACGAGUUCAGUGGCUCAAUUGCGUCACAUUAGAACACCUAUAACAUUUAAUGGACUUGCCACUAUUUCUAAAUACAAUGCAGGAAUGAAAAUAACUGGACCUCUUCAGUUAGACCAAUGCAAAAUACAAAUGAUGACAGAGUUUAUUGUCUAUUUGAUAAGAAGAUCAGGCUUAUUCUAAUUUGCAUGUUGCAUGUUUGUCGGGUAAGCAAGGAUAAAAUCUUCCACUGCCUCACAUUCCCUUCCUUAGAUCAGGGAACAAUAUUUGCAACCUGCUCUCGCCAUCCGGUUUAAGAACAAAGGCUCUUCACUAGAUCCAAUAGCCAUUCUUUAGCAGCCUGAACCUCAAGUUGUGGAGUCAGAAAGCCAGUCUUGAAAUGAAUGGAUCAAAAAUCAAAAUCCAAAAUUUUUAAUAAAGCACUUGAGAGGUGCAUUGAACAUUGCACUUGUCCCUUCAGAAGAAUUUGACUUCUGAGGAGUGUAAGGCAGUGAAUGACUUUGGUUGGUAAGUGAAAAUUUUCCCUCUCCACUCUUAAGCGUGUUUCACAUCUUAUGAUUCAUGGGCCAGCCUUGCCCAUCUUCAAACCUGCCCGUCUGAGACGAAUGGUACUUAUGUACAAAUAUUGGAGUUGGGGAAGAAGCUGAAGAUUGGUCCCUGAAGGAGAAUGCAGGCUUGUCAUUAUGGUCAGCUCUGUUGUUAUCAAGAUUCAUUGCAAGCCUUAAUCACUUCAUCACACCCUGAGGUGAGGCCAGAAUUGGACCUUGUAUAUUUUUUAAGAAAAAUGUCUGAUUUUUAUUUUAUAAGUUACCCUGUAGCCCAUUCCCAAAGCCCCAGACAGUUGGUUAUCGGGGGUUGUGGGUUCAGGAGAGAAGAGGUAGGUGUUAAACCUAGAGAAGGAAUUAAGUUUCACAUGGUAAGUUGGGAAAAGGUGGAGU
Messenger RNA from Stegostoma tigrinum, 11678 nucleotides. It is a transcript of the gene notch3, whose product is annotated as notch receptor 3. The transcript has 34 exons. Gene Ontology annotation, cellular component: membrane. Gene Ontology annotation, molecular function: Notch binding; calcium ion binding; signaling receptor activity. The coding region runs from base 307 to 7692 and encodes 2461 amino acids. Gene Ontology annotation, biological process: multicellular organism development; cell differentiation; Notch signaling pathway. The record is from RefSeq and is a predicted model, not a curated record. NCBI's taxonomy places the organism in Eukaryota, Metazoa, Chordata, Chondrichthyes, Orectolobiformes, Stegostomatidae.